GGGCGCGGCGGGCGCGGCCGGGCGCGCGGCGGGCGCGGGCGGCGGGCGCGGGCAGACGGGCGCGGGCGAGCGGGCGCGGCGACCAUGGCCUCCAAGUGCCCCAAGUGCGACAAGACCGUGUACUUCGCCGAGAAGGUGAGCUCCCUGGGCAAAGACUGGCACAAGUUCUGCCUCAAGUGUGAGCGCUGCAACAAGACUCUGACGCCUGGGGGCCAUGCCGAGCACGACGGGAAGCCCUUCUGCCACAAGCCCUGCUACGCUACACUGUUCGGGCCCAAAGGUGUCAACAUCGGAGGUGCCGGCUCCUACAUCUAUGAGAAGCCCGCGGCCGAGACCACUCAGGUCACGGGUCCCAUUGAGGUGCCCGUGGCUCGAGCCCCCGCCGAGGAGCGGAAGGCCAGCGGCCCCCCAAAGGGGCCCAGCAGAGCCUCCAGCGUGACCACAUUCACCGGGGAACCCAACAUGUGCCCCCGCUGCAACAAGAGGGUCUACUUUGCCGAGAAGGUGACUUCGCUGGGCAAGGACUGGCACCGACCCUGCCUGCGCUGUGAGCGCUGCGGGAAGACGCUGACUCCGGGUGGCCACGCCGAGCACGACGGCCAGCCCUACUGCCACAAGCCCUGCUAUGGAAUUCUCUUCGGACCCAAGGGCGUGAACACUGGGGCCGUGGGCAGCUACAUCUACGACAAGGACCCCGAAGGCAAAGUGCAGCCCUAGGCGGUAGCCCGCCCCCACCCCCACCUGCUCGGCUGGGGGCGAGCCCG
Molecule: messenger RNA, 764 nt
Organism: Sorex fumeus (smoky shrew)
Lineage: Eukaryota; Metazoa; Chordata; Mammalia; Eulipotyphla; Soricidae
Gene: CRIP2
Product: cysteine rich protein 2
Exons: 8
Coding region: 85-717 (210 amino acids)
Source: RefSeq, a predicted model, not a curated record